Molecule: messenger RNA, 3948 nt
Organism: Dicentrarchus labrax (European seabass)
Lineage: Eukaryota; Metazoa; Chordata; Actinopteri; Moronidae
Gene: engase
Product: endo-beta-N-acetylglucosaminidase
Exons: 14
Coding region: 84-2258 (724 amino acids)
Biological process (GO): protein deglycosylation
Cellular component (GO): cytoplasm
Molecular function (GO): mannosyl-glycoprotein endo-beta-N-acetylglucosaminidase activity
Source: RefSeq, a predicted model, not a curated record
CGCGGUCGUACAGCACACCUUUCUGUUUCCUCGUUCUUCACGUAGUUUGUUCCUUCAGUGGCUGCUGAGCUGAAUUCAAUGAAAUGGCAUUGACUGUGGAUGGAAACAAGCUUCCCCUGCGGAGGAAGCGACAGGACGGGGACGAUAAUGGCGAUAAUGGCGAUACUGACGAUAAUGUCAGCGGGAAGAGGGAGAGAAGUGAAGCGGGCCGGCUGGAGUCUUGCUUGGAUCAGCCAGUGGAUUCAGACGUCCACGAAAUCAUCAAGUAUACGCCCUCGCCGCUACCAGCCAAACAUUACGACCCCGACACCACUGAACCAAUCAGCAGUGGUCUUGAAACAUUGGAGGAGCUGUUGUUGUGGAAACGAAGCGAGGCAAACCCCUUUAACGUUGCGGCAUUCCCUCUGGCGCCUCGGGAUCCUCCUCUGGCCAGCUCCCUGCGUCGGACCUUGGUGUCUCAUGACAUGAUGGGCGGCUACCUCGAUGACAGGUUUGUCCAGGGGACGACUGCAGAGGCUCCGUAUGCUUUCUACCACUGGCAGCACAUCGAUAUUUUCAACUACUUCACGCACAGACUGGUGACUGUGCCUCCCGCUGUGUGGACCAAUGCUGCACAUAAACAUGGAGUCGUGGUUCUCGGGACCUUCAUCACAGAGUGGACUGAUGGAGCCAAGAUCUGCGAGGACUUCUUGAAAGACGAGGAGUCGUACCGGAAAGUGGCUGAUAAACUAGUCCAGAUCAGCCACUGCUAUGGCUUCGAUGGCUGGCUCAUUAACAUAGAGAACACGCUCAGUGAGGUCGCGGUGAAGAACACGCCGUUGUUCCUACGCUAUCUGACAGACCAGAUGCACGAGCGAGUGGCCGGCAGCCUGGUCGUGUGGUACGACAGUGUGAUCAAUAACGGACAUCUGCAAUGGCAGAAUGAGCUCAACCAGUCCAACAGCAUGUUUUUCGACGCUUGCGACGGUAUCUUCACCAACUACAACUGGACGGAGCAGAACCUGGAGUGGAUGAGCAACUACGGCGCGGUCCAAGGACGCCAGGCCGACAUCUACAUCGGCGUGGACGUGUUCGCCCGAGGCAAGGUGGUGGGAGGAAAGUUGGAAACAAAUAAGGCGCUGGAAGUCAUUCGGAAGCACAACUUCUCUGUCGCCAUCUUUGCUCCGGGCUGGGUGUACGAGACCCACGAUGAUAAGACAGAAUUCCGCAAGAAUCAGGACAAGUUCUGGGCUCUUCUGUCGGACUACCUGUACGUCCAUCGGCCAUUGGCCCCUCUCCCCUUCGUCUCCUCCUUCUGCCAGGGCUUUGGGAAGGCUUCCUACUGGAGAGGACAGUGUGAGGCGGAGAAGGGCUGGUACAACCUGAGCGCCCAGGAGAUCCAGCCCUUGUACUACCACACGGAGCUGGAGGGCCAGGGCUGGCUGACGAGCCGCGGCUGCCCCGAGGACGCCUGGAACGGAGGCUCCUCGCUGCUCCUGGACGGACUCAUUCCUGCCGCACACACCUCUCCAGUUAGUGCCAAGGUCUUCUCCCUCAAUGUAACGCUGGCAUCCAGGACUCUGUUGGCUUUCAUCUACAAGCAGUCUACUGGGAUCACAGUCUCCCUGGAGCUGAAGACGACAGACGCCAACACACACGCCCAGGAUGUCCAACUUACCAGUGUGCUUCCUGAUAUCCUGGAUGAGGGGGACCAGUUGGUGAGCCAGUUCUCUCAGCUGUGCGGGAACUUGAAUCAAAAUGGUUGGACUGUCAGGUGUUUGCAGCUGGAGCUUUGUGACUGUGUUCUUAGAGAAGUUUAUUUCAACAUCCAGCGGGAUGGAGAGCCUCAGGACACACCUUUCAGCUGCAGGGUGGGAGAGAUCAUGCUCUUGGAUGCAGCCAGUCUGCAAGUCCCCCAGGAGCUGGUUCAGGGCUUGUGCAUUUAUGACGUGGUGUGGCUGCGUGGUGCCGGUACCUCGCCGGAGUCCACCAACCCCUGCCUGCUUCUCAACGCCACUCUACACUGGAAGUACCCGACCGAGCUCGUCCGCCACUUCAGGGUGUACUGGCAACGGCUGACAGGACCCCAUUCCCGAAUCCUCCCAGGUCCGCUGGUUCUGGUGGGCCGGGCGUAUUCUAAUGUUUUUAGAGUAACGGAGCUGGCAGUGCCGGAUGCACCCGGCCUGCUGGAGCUGGUGGUGGAGCCAGUGAUCAGGAAGGGCUUCUCGGUGCCGGAGAGCCACUGGGGUAGAAGACGACUCCGCUACACAAUGACUUAACUGUUAUCAGGCUGCUUCUCCUCGACCGUUUAAUAAAUAGCGCUGCAGUCAUGGCUCACAACUAUCCCAGUUUGGAGUUAAUAGCAUACAAUUGUCUCUUUAAUUGUCUCAAAAGAUGUAAAAAAGACUGACUCCCCCCCAAUGGUCUGGUACUUCUAUAUCUUAACGUUCAGAAGUGGGGCUAUUGACCAAACAGCAUUAUGAACUUUACACUAUUCUGCUUGAAUGAUUCUGUCUUGUUUUGUUUCAUGUUUCAUUUGUUUCAUCAUAUUUGUUGUUCAUACACUUCAGUUUUUGUACUGAUUAAACAGAUCAGAUGUAAGAUGAUAAUUAGUGAGUUUUAGAGUUGCUGGGAGGCAGAUUUAGUCGCUGUUUCCAGUAUCUGUGCUAAGCUAAGCUAGCUAGCUUGAUAUUUACUGUAGACAUGAGGGAGGUGUCAAUCUUCUCAUCUGACUUUUGGCAAGAAAGCAAAUAAGCGUGUUUCCCAAAAAUUUUGAACUAUUCCUUUAAGUUAUGAUUGUUUUGUCAAAACUAUAAUUCCUGAGGAGUGAACUCUCAGGCUUCACUACAUUUUUACGUGAAUGUUUUUUAGCAACAAAGGUCUUUGUGCCACCAAAGAUGACACUCCAUGUCAGGGAAUGAAAUGAUGUUGUUGACCCAAUGAUGAAAUAUUAGAUUAUAUUAAAUUAAUUCCAGUGAUGAAGUUGUCAGAUGAAGUAUAACCAGUGGUCCCAGUUACGUUCAUGAGCAUGAGAUUUGCACAGUGGAAUCAUAUCAAAUGCACUCAUAUUACAUCUCAGCUCUCUCAACCAUGCAGUGGAGUCCUUCAGUUGAGGUAGUAAUGUGCUGUGUAAUCUCUUGUUGAAUGCAUUUUCCUUUUGAUUGGUUCAUUUGUGCUUGAGAGGCUGUAAUAUCAGCAAUGUAUCAGGAGUCAGAGCUGUACUGAUGUUGGCGGAUCAUCUCUAAAGGCAGAGCAGAUUUAUAUUUUUAUAAAUCAGCGAUCACAUAUAUGAAGUACAAACGUGAUUAACAAUAUUUACUGUAUCAAAUAUACAAAUAUAUCUCAUUCUAAUCAAUAUACUAAUUUGGUUUAUGCAAUAUUAACAUUUUUUAUCCAGAUUUUAAAAGCUUUAUAAACUGUAUGUUAGCAAUAUGUAUGUAACACCAAAAGGAGUCACAAUGGAGUCAGACAACAUUUCACAAAGUCAUAUUUCUACAGUGUUUAUUACGAGUGCACAUUUUGGUGUUCGUUGGUUUGAGAGGGACAUUCAGAAAUCAAACUGAAGGAUCAUUCUCAGUUUGAGAAUACAAUGAACUGUAACAGCUCAUCAGGAGUGUAUUUCUCCUGUUAUUCUAUACCCAGAUACAGUUUUUAUAAGUCUGGAUCCAGUUCACACAUCGCCGCUCAACUUGGCGUUAACACUUCUUAAUUUAGAUUCCGUUGUUUUACCUCUGAUAUGAAGAGUGUCUGGUCAGUGUGAAAAAUCAUGUUUUUAAAGGUGGUAAAAAAAAAAACUACAAUACCAAACUAAAGAUAUUAGUCUGUACAUUGACCUCAUAAUCUGUUUGAUUUCAGUGUGCUGGAGGCCAGAGCCCACUCAACAAACGUGUUUCUGUCUAAAUACUCGCUGACGGCACUGUUGGUAAAGUGUACACAAAGUGCAAUAAAUUGUAGCAGGUUUGUGUCUUA